Struthio camelus australis is the source of this 3301-nucleotide messenger RNA. Lineage: Eukaryota; Metazoa; Chordata; Aves; Struthioniformes; Struthionidae. The record is from RefSeq and is a predicted model, not a curated record.
UAGGGAUCAACUAAACAACAGAGGGGAAAAAAAGGAACAAAAGUAGAACAGCAUUGGGACAGAGGUUAUUUGGACUAAUACGGGCAUCCCUCUUAAUUGUAGAACUCCAGAGAACAGUACCGUGCCAGGAAUGACUUGAGAGUCAAUGGGAUCGCCUAGAAAAUCUUGACCUGGAUGGGAGAAAAAUUUCAGAGCGUGUUGGUCUUCAGCUUUCUGCUGUGUUAGCAAGACUGGCAAUUGGAUGCCCCUCCUGUUGGAUGGUACAAUGAUGUUCUCCAGCCAGCCUUUCAUCUCCCAUACCCAGAUGACACACUGGCCUUUGUUGUCCUGAGCACGCCUUCAAUGUUUGACAAAGCCCUUAAGCCUUUUGUGAACAAAGAACGGUUAAAAAUAAUCAGGGAUCCUGUGGACCAGUGUAUUUCUCAUCACUUAUCAUGUGUGAAGGAGAAAUUCCCCGACCAGAAGGUGGACAUCAUCUGUGAUUACGAGAUCCUGCCAAACCGAAAGCCCAAGUUCUUGGCACAGACAGCUGCCCAUGUUGCAGGAGCAGCCUAUUACUACCAGAGGAAGGAUGUGAAGCUUGAUCCUUGGGGUAAAAAGAAGAUCUAUGGUGUAUGCAUCCAUCCCAAGUAUGGCGGCUGGUUUGCUAUCCGGGCUCUCCUCCUAUUCCCAGAUAUUCAGGUGCCGUUACUGGAACAGACUGCCCCCACUGACUGUGUGAGCACAGAGGAGAAAAGAAUUGAGUUGCUGGAGCAGUUCAAUUUCCACUGGCAGGACUGGCGCUACAGGGACAUAAUUGAAGUGAAGGAAAGGUACUCAGAGGAGCAGAAAGCCUACUUUGCCACUCCUCCAGCAGAGAGAUUCAGACUGCUAGGCCUGCCAGGAGAAGCCCAGAGAAGCACAUUUCACUGAGCAACAUGGUUUCUUGAAGGGGCAAGGUGUGAGCGAAGGGUAAGGGCAAGGUGUGAGCGAAGGGUAACUGACCAGCACCUUCUUUUCUGCGGUGCUGAGGAGGUAGAUGUGCUGAUGUAGAGAAUACAAAUCCAAGCAGCUGGGUACAGCAUCUCAACCCAAACAUGAGCUUCAUAGAGCAUGAGGGAGCAUUGCAUCAUAGCACUACUGGUCUAGAGGAAGGUGGGGGCAGUGUGUUCCAUGCUGUUGCUGAUUCAAUGUGUGUUUUUUUUGAGUCUGGUAAGAUGCCUAUUAGCCUUUGGCUGGGCACAGUUCAGACAUCUUUGCACUGGAAAACCCAUGCUGCUAAUUAGAAAAGUUAUGUGUGUUCUUAAGAAUUUUCUUUCCAAAUGUUUCAGGUUUAUUCAGUGCAAGAGUGAAAAAAUAAUUUUUCAGUCACUGUACUCUGAAAUAAUUUUUCUUCAGCUUGAACUCAGGGCAGAUAUUUUUAGAUGUAUCCAGCACUUUAUUUCCCGGUGUCAUAACUCUCCCUGGGAAACAAAUGUUCAAUCUUUUCAGUCUUGCCCUCCUCAGAAAAAAAGACGUUCUGCAUUCCUUCACCUUUAGGGAAGCUGGCUUAAUUUCAUUAAGAAAUCUUUUAAUGACUCCUCCCCUUAACCUCCAGAAGAAAAUUCUCCAAAGAGGUUGUUUCGUCAGUAGCCUAGUCCUGUGCAUGGAGCAGGACUGAGCAAAACAUUGCUCAGCAGCAGCCUCCUUUUUCAGGAUAGUUAUGAAAGGGAAACUGACGGUCAUGGACUAAGUCUCAUAUAUUUCCUUUACACCCCGUGUCAGCUUCUCAGAACAGGGUGAAGUCUUUAGGUCAAUUUUAAGAACUUGCCCACUGUACGGAGCAGCCUACUAAAAUCUUUGGAAAGAUACUGAAUAAUGUCUGUGUGAGUAGAGUUUUAGUCAUAUUAAGCUGAUUGAUUAAAAAGAAAAACGUCAUGACCUUUUUCUAAGGUGGGUGAGAUUUGAAUUUAAAGUAUGUUCCAGUGAUGUGCUGGCUAUACUAUGGUUUUACUACAACAGUUUCCUGUUGUACUCUCUGUUUUUGUGUGAGGGAGAUGAUGAACUUGCACCCACACAAAAACCAUUACAUGAAACAUUGUCACACACGCAAAGACAACGAAAAAGAGGGAAAAUAUUAAUGGUUUUCACAUUACUUAUAUUGUUGGAUAACACAUUUUCAGACAGAAAUAUAACUUUGUGUUUUUAGAUGACUGUCUUGUUUGAUUUGUUCAGAGCUCAAAAUGGCACUCAGAAUCAGGAAUUCAUUUACCUUAGAGCACAGUGAAGCUCAGGCCUCAUGAAAAUAAUAUAAUAUGUUAAAAUAAUAGUUUGUGAAAGUUUUGGUACUUGACCGCGAUGCCAUGCUGCGAGUUGCUAAGCACUUUCUUCCUUUCCUUGAUACCAACAUGAUUAUGCAAAAAUUCUCACUUUGCAGAACUAAGCCCUUUGUUUUUAUUUCAGAUUGCAGUUCUUACCUUUUAGAGACCUAACACUAAGGUUACUCUCACACUAAGUCAUUGCUUGAUAUGUUUUGUCGUAAUCUAUAUUCUAAAUCAGCAAAAUCAAAAUUCAGCAUAAGUUUGUUUUUCUCUAAAUUGUGUAGGAAGCAUGUGAUCACUGGGCUUGUUCAGUCUACUCACUGUUACAAAAACGUCUGUGUUAUUUUCCAUGCUUUUGUUCACCACAUCUUCUCACUAAGGCACGCACCUGAUUUACUCUGUGAUAAUGGUAUCAUGAUUUUUAAUGUAAAACAAAAUAAUUGUUUUUCGUUAUAGAAUUACUUCUGGUUUGAAAUGUUGGUUGACCUUUCAGAACUUCCCAAUUGAACUGUAAUUUAACAGGGACUUGAGUGAAUGGUUUCGUAUUAGUAACAUAUACAAAAUAAUGAUUUUCCUAGAAGGAGACAGAAUGGAUUUACAUUAAGUUCAAACUGAAAUAUUUUGAUUUUGGGGACUGAUUUUUGUUAUAAAUGUUUAAUAUUUUGUUGUAGUUCAUUCAUUGAACAGGUUACUAUCACCAUGUCGUUUCAAUGUUUGUAAUUUAUUUCUCUUCAUAUUGUAUUUUGGUUAAUAAAAUAUACAAAGUUGUAAGUAAUCUUGAACACUGAGUAUUUUUGUCUAAGCAUUUCAAUGAGCGAGACUUGAUUGUUGCGUUUUUAAUGUACUGAAAAUAGUCAGCUACCUAAGAGACAAAAAACAGCAUCUGAACACAUCAACAGUGAAAGUUAGUGAUCUUAGCAAAGUUAGUAAAUUAUAAUGAUAGGCAAAUCUGUGUUACUGAAAAAUGAAACAUUUAUUAUGAAUAGGUCUAAUAAAUCUUUAUUUUUACCAGGUUAUUUGAG